AAAUAGUGCGCACCGUCAGCGUGCUCACUUGCUUCUCCAUAGAGAUGCCCAACAGGAGCGAUCGCCGGCAUGGAGGAAGAUAGCAACACAGGAGAUUCUCCCCGGAAUGCCGAGACGGAGCCGUACAAGGAGUCAGUGGCGACCAAAGUGGCGUUCCUAGCUGGCCUUACCUUCGUCUCCUUAUUCGCCGGUCUGGGUCUAAAGCUGGGGCUUGCGGGGAGGCGCUACCGGCGCUCUCUACGGAACAAGCCGGGGGAGGAGGGACACGAGGACCCGGUGCUGCUGGCAUCCAGGGCUUUGGCUUGGGGGACCGCGUAUUCCAUGGGAGGAACUGGGGUUCUGGUACUGGUGUCCACCGGGGUAGUGAAAUUUCUGAACAGGUCUUCGAAACAGCAGGAAUAAGAUAACAUUGGAAAGCAACUCGACUGAGCUAUGUCAUUGCUGACAUCACGAGUGUUUGCACGAUACUCUUGCUAUCAAGCCCAGUAUACAAUAGCACAAUUCUUCAUGCAGUUUUGACUUCAAUCAAGUGUAUAGCUAUAAUUAUACCUCAAUUGCUAUAAUAAUGCGUUUGAGAAUUUACUUUCCUAGCUCUGGGCAUCAGCUCUGUCACUGUGUCCCUUGUGACGACUGCUAUACUCUACAGUAAAUGCAUUGAACUUCAU
Molecule: messenger RNA, 665 nt
Organism: Geodia barretti
Lineage: Eukaryota; Metazoa; Porifera; Demospongiae; Tetractinellida; Geodiidae
Source: the annotation of a GenBank genome assembly